Suillus subalutaceus is the source of this 1149-nucleotide messenger RNA. RefSeq lists its product as uncharacterized. The coding region runs from base 1 to 1149 and encodes 382 amino acids. The transcript is spliced from 9 exons. Lineage: Eukaryota; Fungi; Basidiomycota; Agaricomycetes; Boletales; Suillaceae. The record is from RefSeq and is a predicted model, not a curated record.
AUGUCUGCCCGUGGUCAAGCGCACACGAUUGAAAGCAUUGGACCUGCCAUCGUGAAUGGCUCGCACGACAUGAAGCAAACCCUUAGGCAAGAGGAACAUAUUAUGGUUCCAAGAGACUUAAUACUGCGGUACAUGAACCUUCACCAUCCGGAUGAAGUUCAGCGCCGGAAGAGUCGCCGGCUCAAACGCAGCACUUUUUGGACUGCAGGUCUUCAUGACAUAUGGUGGCGUCGUUUUCAGCUCUUCCUACAUGUUGGUACUGAGCCAUUCUCAGGGCGAAUACUCUGGCUCAAGAUCUGGUGGACCAAUCACAAUCCACGCUUGAUCUGUGGCUGGUAUUGUGACACGCCUACUAAUGCAAUCAUUCAAGCUAUGCCUCUCGUUACCCAAAGCGAUCUGGGCACAGAGAACAAUGGGAUUGCGAAUGGUCACACCAUGCUUCAUCAUCUUCAAGAUCUAGGUCUAGCACGCACCCUGCAGCACAAGUUCAGAGGCGACCAUCGCAAUAUAAAGCCAGAAAUUUUCUGGAACCAAUUGCGCUGUCGCUGGACUCUGGGUUUUGAAGAUAUUCUCGAUUUCGGUUUGAGUGCAGGCAUCUAUAACCCGGAUGAUGCACUUGAAAGACUUGUAUUUCACUUUGUUUUCAUUCCGUGGCUCCAGCAUGAGCUCGAUCUUUUUGCCGAUAAGUUCAACAACACUAAACCCCGCUUCAACAUGCACAAAAUCCUACCACAUGGUCGCCCCAAUGAUAUCUUUGAUUGCCCUGAGAGAUUUGAUUGUCGGGACUUCUCUGUGAUCGUCGAUAAUUCCUCACUUGAGGUCCGGAAAACAUACGCUCCUUCAGAUCACCCCGAAUUCUCUACGGCAUUCAUGUCUGAGCUCAGUCAUACUGUACUGACUCGUCUUCUUAUGUGCUUUCGAGCCAUUGAAGGCGAGGAUCCCAUUCAAAGUGUCAUUACCGCACAGCCAAAAAUCCCGUGCAACGGUGAAAAACUAAUUGGGUCUGAGGAGAUGGAUGUUCUGGAUUUACCGCCAUUUGUCAAAGGGGCUGGAUAUCAUGUACCCACUGGUGAAUCUGCGGCAGUCAACUCAUCAGAUGAAGAGUCUGACUUCUACGAGUUUACCUGGACAGAUGAGGAGGCAAUUUAG